AUGACUUCAACUGGCGUCGACCGGCCCACGCCGCCCAACUAUUCCUCUGACCAAGAGAAAACUACUGCCGUCCAGGGCGAGGCCAAAGACGGUACUCAACUCGAGCCAGUGACUUCCCACCGACUUUCGCUUUCUUCCGGAUCAAAGUACGACUCUACUCAUCGCCAACUCAAGUCCCGGCAUAUUCAGCUCAUUGGCAUUGGUGGUACCAUUGGCACCGCCCUUUAUGUUCAAAUCGGUAAGGGCCUUUUGAAUGGCGGCCCAGGCAGCUUGUUUAUUGCCUUCAGCUUUUGGUGCACGUUUGUUCUCGCAAUCACCUUGUGCAUGGCUGAGAUGGUUACCUACUUACCCAUUUCUUCACCCUUUAUCCGCUUCGCUGGUCGUUAUGUCGACGAGGCUUUCGGAUUCGCCGCUGGUUGGAACUUUUUCGUCUUAGAGGCUGCACUGGUGCCGUUUGAAGUUGUUGCCUGCAAUUUCAUCCUGCAUUUCUGGACUGAUGCUAUACCGACUGCGGCCGUCAUUGUCAUUGUUAUUGUCCUAUAUGCCCUGAUCAAUCUCCUAGCUGUCAAGUGGUAUGGAGAGUCGGAAUUUUGGGCUGCCAUUGGUAAGGUUUUACUCAUCGUAGGACUCAUCAUCUUCACAUUCAUUGUCAUGGUUGGAGGCAACCCGCUGGGAGAUCGAUUCGGAUUCCGGUUUUGGAAAGAACCCGGCGCAUUUGCUGCCUUGUACUACGAAGGAUCUCUCGGUCAAUGGCUUGGUUUCUUGCAGUGUCUGAUUCAAGCGGCCUUCACGAUUGCCGGGCCAGAUUACGUUUCAAUGGCAGCUGGUGAAGCCGAGAAUCCUAGAAAAGUCAUGCCGCGUGCUUACAAUGCCGUGUUUUAUCGACUCACAGCUUUUUUUGUUCUGGGAUCGCUGUGCGUUGGCAUUCUUGUGCCUUACAACGACAAGGAGCUGAUUGCCGCUUUCAAAAGCUCUGCUCCUGGCGCAGCUGGCUCACCCUACGUCGUUGCGAUGAAUCGCCUGGGCAUCAAAGUAUUGCCUCACAUUGUCAACGCCAUGGUGUUGACUGCUGCCUUUUCCGCGGGCAACUCCUACGUUUACUGUGCAUCCCGAUCUCUAUACGGGCUAGCUCUGGAAGGCAAGGCACCCAAGUUCAUGACGACGUGCACGAAGAAAGGCGUCCCUAUUUACUGCGUCGGUUUUGUGCUGCUACUUGCGCUUCUCGCCUUCCUACAGUUGUCUUCAAACGCAGCCGUGGUCCUAAACUGGCUCGUUUCGCUUGUGACAGCCUCGCAACUUCUCAAUUUUAGCUGUGUAUGCAUCUCAUACUUGUGCUUCUACCGUGCUCUCAAAGUGCAAGGGAUUAGCCGCGACUCUCUGCCAUACAAGGCCUGGUUUAUGCCUUACGGUGCGUAUUACGCCUUGACAGCCACGACCAUUAUGGUUUUUGUUGGCGGUUACUCUGUUUUCCUGCCUGGACAAUGGAGCAUUCCGGACUUUCUAUUCUCAUACACAAUGCUUGCUGUCUUCCCAAUUCUUUACUUUGGGUACAAGUUCAUCCGCGGGACCAAAAUCAUCAGGCCAGAGGAUGUUGACCUUGUGAAGGACCUUGAUGUCAUUGAGGAGUAUGAGCGCAAUUAUAUUCCCAAGCCACCAGCCAACCGAUUUGAAAAGGUGUUGGACUUGUUGUUUGGAUAA
Molecule: messenger RNA, 1698 nt
Organism: Pochonia chlamydosporia 170
Lineage: Eukaryota; Fungi; Ascomycota; Sordariomycetes; Hypocreales; Clavicipitaceae
Product: general amino acid permease (Agp2)
Exons: 4
Coding region: 1-1698 (565 amino acids)
Biological process (GO): amino acid transmembrane transport
Cellular component (GO): membrane
Molecular function (GO): amino acid transmembrane transporter activity
Source: RefSeq, a predicted model, not a curated record